AUGCUAGUCAUGAUUGUUCAAAACUUGCAAGAGCACAAAGACAUCAUUGAGAAGCUAUGUAACCCUGGUAUGAAUGGUUAUUAUGGAAUGGAUGGAUAUAACGAUUUUUACUAUUAGCCAGAAGACCUGGCUAUUGAUGAAAAUGGUAUUACUGCAAUUUAAGCAUCUUAAAGUGAUAGAGAAGGUCAUAAUCUUCUUGAGAAAGUAGAUGAAUUUUACGAUAAUCUGCCUUCUAGAGAAAAUAAUGAAGGUCGUAGAUAAUCAUUUAGAGAUGAUUUAUUAGGUGAUAUAAACUCAAGGGGCCCAAUGAAAGUGCUAGAAGAUCUAUCUAGCAGAGAAAUAGUUUAACAUUUAGAUGGACAUUAAAACCCGAAUGGGAUAUUAGAGCCAGGUCAUAGUCACUAAGAAAACAGGGCUCAUAGAACGAAUGAAAACGGCUAAAUUAUAUUUAAGCCUAACCUCGGAAAUUAGAGGAGAUUAUAACCUCCAAAUGUACUUUAAAUGAGACCAAGAGUUCCACAUAUCAAUUUUAAUUAGCAUCCUGGUUUGAAAGCCAAUGAUGUUACUCUUAAUCUAAAUACCCCUCAGGACGGAGUAACUAAUUCAAAAUAAAACCCUUCAUAAAUAGCUAAUUAAUAAGAUCUGAUGAGAAAAAUUGAGUUUAUGGAUAAUAGGCUGCAACAGCAUGAAUCUUUGAUUUAAUAACUGAGAAAUUAAGUUAAAGCUGAUCCUAUUAAAGAAAAGUAACUGGAAGAUGAUUAAGAAAUGUUAAAUAAUGUGUUGGAUUCACCUUAGAAGUCGAAUUCUGGAGCAUCUGAGAGGAAAACUAAUGAGGGAGAUGAUAAAGAUUAAACUUAGGAGUAACAUCAUCCCAAUUAACAAUUGCCAUUAAUGAAAGGAUCAGAUGACUAGUAAAGCACAAUAUAAAUGCUCUAAAACUUAUUAAUGAGAACUCGAAAAGAUAUUUAAGAUAAAUUUGAUACUCAACUGAGAAAUUAAGAGCAAAGAGUUAUGUCAUAAGUUGAGGCGUUACAAAAUUGGCUUUAGCAAAGUCAUAUGAUGGGUGAUGAAGGGUAUGAAGAAGAAGGAAAUAAUACUAAACUAUAAAAUCAAAAUUCAGGUUUUGAUAACUCCUAGGAGAAUGUGGUAUAAUCCCUAAAUACUUCUCAAGCUCAAAUUGAUCCAAAUAUUUCCUAUAAUGACUAAAAGGUAACAAUCUUAAAUCAGAGUACUUAAAACGCCACUAAAAAUACUACAAGUGGUACGAUUCUACCUGGAUAGACGAACCUUCAAGUUCCAAGAGGAUAGAAUGUAGCUUAAACAUCUUAAUUUAGAUUGAGGGUGCCACCAAAGUAACUUAAUGACAUUAAGGAUCUCUAGAAAAAAGCUGAAAAAUUUGAUGCAUAAAUUUAUGAACUUUUUGAGAGGCAUAACAUUAAUGAUAAAAUUGUUGGUCGCAUCAAUGAUUACUAUGAAACCAAUCUUAAAGUAGUAUCUGUUAGAGGACUAGGAGAACAGAUCAAGGAAUUCGAAAAGCAACUAGAAAAUAAAGCGAAUAUACUUGACGUCAAGAAAUUAGUCUCAUCAAUUCGUAUAUUUUAUCUAUUUUUAUCAGUUUUAGAUGAGUGCAACGAUAAAUUCAAUUGGCUCGAAGAAAGAUACAAAGAAGAGCGCAAGGAUUAGGAAAUGAUUAAUCAAAAUAAUCAACUAGCAAUGAAAAAUAUGUCUUAAAGAGCUGGAAAUUUCUAUGAAAAAGUUCAUUAAAUUGAUAGGGAAUUAGCAGAAGUUUAAUUAGCUAUGAAGAAGUCUGACUCAAAUAAUUGGAUGAAUGGAAUAGGAGGACCUAGCGGAAUUUCAUCGUAAUCUGACUAAAUUGAGGAGCUAUAAAAUGCAAUGAAUAGAAAGUUUUCAGAAUAUGCAGCGAAAUUUAAGACUUUCGAAGAAGAAUUACAAACCUAAAUUUAUAGUGUCAAGGAUAUAUUGAAACAGAAGUUAUCCUAAUCUCAACUUCUAGAGUCAGAAGAAAGAACCCAAGGAUUGAUGGAUAAGAUAAUCGCAAAUAUUAAUAAGCGAUUUAUGGAUAGGAAAGAAACUAAAAAGACUUUGAAAUAGUUUGAAUAGUAACUUGAGCAUCUAUUAGAACUUGUUGUUCAUAAAGUAGAUGAAUUUGAAGUAAAUGAGGCAAUGUUAGCUAAAAAACCCCUUGGAGGUUGGUCAUGUGCUUCUUGCUAAAAGAAUAUUUAGAAUUUAAGUGGCCACUUAGCUGAUUACUAAGUAACUCAUAAACUACCAGGUAGAGAAUCAGGAGAGCAUCUUAGAGCUAGUCACAAGCUUCCCUAAGGGUUAUAGAAAUUAGUUUAAAACUAUGGCAUAUCUAAUAAGACAUCCAUUAAUAAUCCGUUCUAGAAUAACAUCAACAUCGAUAUUAAAGAUAAUGCUGCUGAAAACUAAAGCUUCAAAGGAAAGAAUAGAUACAAAGGCAUGCUGAUCAAUUUAAUGACUAGCCCUAACGGUAGCUUGUCUCCAGAAAGAAUAGAUUUAGUUAAUAAAGAUGAAAAAUUGUUAAAAUCUGAAUUAUCCUCAAUUCAUUAGCACUAAAGCCAGCCAGUUAACUAUUUACUCAAGCCAAAACUGAAAACCGUCAAGCAUCACAUGCAACACUCUUUAUCUUAGAAAAGAUUUGGAGAUACUCUUGAAAUUUACAAAGAUCUCUAAAUUGAUAAUGUAAGCAAGCAGUCAUAGUUAAGAGAUCAACAGCAUUUAGGAUAAAUUUAUUCUCCAAGCUCAUUACCAGCCUUAAAUAACAAAAACUUAUGA
Molecule: messenger RNA, 2817 nt
Organism: Stylonychia lemnae
Lineage: Eukaryota; Ciliophora; Spirotrichea; Sporadotrichida; Oxytrichidae
Source: the annotation of a GenBank genome assembly